CCCGGCGUCGCCCUCAUGUGAUCACGCCCACGUGAUCCCGUCACCCACGUGAUCCUCACGUAACCCUGCCGGGCGAUCUCUCCCAAGAUGGCGGCGGCGGCGGUUCGGGGCCGGCGCUUCAAGUGGUCGCUGGAGCUGACGGCGGCGCCGGGCGGGCGGCCCCGCGGAGCAGCCGAGAGCCGCGGGCCGGUGGGGUUCGCCGAGCGACAGCUAGGGGAGGGCAGCGUCCACGAGAGCGACAAAAUUCUGAUGGAGAAGCGUUGCUGGGACGUGGCACUGGCGCCGCUGAAGCAGAUCCCCAUGAACCUGUUCAUCAUGUACAUGGCUGGCAACACCAUCUCUAUCUUCCCCGCCAUGAUGGUCUGCAUGAUGGCCUGGCGGCCGCUGCAGGCCCUCAUGUCCCUCUCUGCCACACUGAAAGCGCUGGAGAGCUCAAGCAGGCGCGCACUGCAGGGGCUGGUGUUCCUGGUGGGCAAUGGGCUGGGCCUGGCGCUGGCCCUCUACAAGUGCCAGGCCAUGGGGCUGCUGCCCACCCGCCCCUCCGACUGGCUGGCCUUCGUUGCCCCUCCCCAGCGGAUGGAGUUGACUGGGGGCGGCCUGAUCCUGUGACCCUGUGUGCCAACCCACCAAUAAAGGCAAUAGUAGGCUGA
Molecule: messenger RNA, 650 nt
Organism: Cuculus canorus (common cuckoo)
Lineage: Eukaryota; Metazoa; Chordata; Aves; Cuculiformes; Cuculidae
Gene: EMC4
Product: ER membrane protein complex subunit 4
Exons: 5
Coding region: 88-609 (173 amino acids)
Biological process (GO): protein folding in endoplasmic reticulum
Cellular component (GO): EMC complex
Source: RefSeq, a predicted model, not a curated record